Molecule: messenger RNA, 317 nt
Organism: Gastrolobium bilobum
Lineage: Eukaryota; Viridiplantae; Streptophyta; Magnoliopsida; Fabales; Fabaceae
Exons: 1
Coding region: 23-310 (95 amino acids)
Source: RefSeq, a predicted model, not a curated record
AAAGCCACAGCUUCCACCAAAGAUGUCAAGUUACGGAUACAAAAGAGGAGAGCUCUGUGUUGGUCACAAAAAUGGUUACUUGGCCAUGUCACCCAGGUCCAGACCGGCCUGCGCAUGCUCAAACCGGCCCGGUUCGGUUCGGUGUACUCGUUGUGGGUAUGUAGUACCAGGGGAGAGGUUGAAAAUGCCUCAGGGAAACAAAGAGCUGUUGAGAAGGGCUCUGACUCCACCACCAACACGACGGAUAGGCCUUAGAUGGUUGAAUUUCAGACCAACCCCAAGCAGGCUCUCUAGCAUGUCCAUGGCUUGAUUUUCUU